UUUCUUCAAAACAAUCAAUCAAUCAAAUGGAACAAAUACAACAAGAAGAAGAAAAAUCAAACACCGACAAUUUUUUUAAUUUCAUAAGCAUAGAUUUAACACAACUCAUAUUAUCCCAUCUCCCAAUCCGUUCAAUAAUUCGUUGCUCAUCCGUUUGCAAACUUUGGCGUUCAAUUACUACUUCCCCAUCAUUCUCAACCGCGGCCCAGCCCGCGCCUUGGUUUUUCCUUUACGGACGAAACAACAUAUUUUUUAAAAACAACCAAGCCUUCGCGUUUGAUCCAGACUCAAACGAAUGGAUCAAACUCGGGCCCAACCAUUUUCCUCUCUCCAUUUCCCAAGAGUCUUCCUUAAUCGGGUCGGGCGGGUUCUUAUUUAACACCUCCGCCAAGAACUUUAGCUUUUCCCCAAUUUUAAAACCAUUUUGGCGGGAAACCACCCCUUUGAGAUAUUCUCGGUUAAACCCUUUAGUAGGCGUUAUUAAUAAUAAUAAAAAUAAUAAUCGGUUCCAACAGAAUUUGAGUUUGAGUUUGCCGGCAGUUAUCGUUGUGGGCGGGGUUCGGUUUAUUGGUGGGUUAGUUGAUAUUGAAGAUAAUUUAGCCGUUGAAAUAUAUAACCCUGAUUUAAAUUCGUGGGAUCUUUGUCCUCCUUUGCCCGCGAAUUUUAGAUCAGGGAAUUCUUCGCAGUCCCUAUCGUCGGUCUUAUACAAUUCAAGGUUUUAUGUAUUUGGUAUACAUUCAUGUUUCAUUUCGUCUUUUGAUUUGAAAAAUCGUGUUUGGAGUCAAGUACAGACACUCAGACCACCGGGUGUGAUCAUAUCAUUUUUACUAUCUUGUCAAAAUGAGCUAAUGCUAGCCGGGUUAUGUAACGAUCCACUUGGACCGUCGUUUAAUCUAUGGAGAGUUAAUGAUUUGACAAUGGAGUUUAGUGAAGUUUCGGUUAUGCCUCAUGAUUUGCUUAAUGUUUUGUUUGAUAGCAAUGAAGAUGAUAAGUUUGCUAGUUUAAAAUGUGUUGGAUUUGGGGAUUUUGUGUUUGUGUUUAAUGAGGAAAAUCGUCGGAAUUACCCUGCUUGUGUAUGCGAAAUUAGGCCUAAUUUAGAUGAGUGUAGAUGGAGGAAGGUUCCUGCUUUGCCUGAGCCCGUUAAUAGGUUUCAUAAAGUCACCGGAUUCUGUUCACCUAUUUCGCUUCAUAGGAUCCUUCAUCGCGACAUUGCAUAAAGGUUGAUUUUUACUGAUACUUGGUGGGAUGAAUGUGCUCAUGAGAAUAUCAUCUUUUGUCGCACAGUACACGUUGUUUUUUAACAACUUUUGUAUUGUAAAUUAUGUGAAAUUUGAAAUUGUAAGGAAGUUUUUAUAUUUGUUAGUCA
Messenger RNA from Erigeron canadensis, 1366 nucleotides. RefSeq names its product F-box/kelch-repeat protein At3g24760. The coding region runs from base 27 to 1217 and encodes 396 amino acids. The transcript has a single exon. The record is from RefSeq and is a predicted model, not a curated record. Gene Ontology annotation, molecular function: protein binding. NCBI's taxonomy places the organism in Eukaryota, Viridiplantae, Streptophyta, Magnoliopsida, Asterales, Asteraceae.